Molecule: messenger RNA, 2346 nt
Organism: Dryobates pubescens (Downy woodpecker)
Lineage: Eukaryota; Metazoa; Chordata; Aves; Piciformes; Picidae
Gene: IGSF5
Product: immunoglobulin superfamily member 5
Exons: 9
Coding region: 626-1729 (367 amino acids)
Biological process (GO): cell-cell adhesion
Source: RefSeq, a predicted model, not a curated record
ACACAGCGACACACGCACUGGGGCGGGGGGAAGGAGAGAGGCAAGUUUUGCUUCACCUGUCGCGGGGGACAAUGUCAGGGCAGACGCCUGCCCUGGGAUCCGGCGGCUGAGAGGCGGCAGAGAUCCGUGCUCUUUCCCCGCAGCCCCUCAGCCAGCCGCCCCCGCCUCAGGGAGACUUCCCCCGGCUGAGGAGGCGAGAGCUGGCCUGAGGCUCCUCGCUUGGGACGCUGCCGGCCUCCUCCUACGUCCCCGGGCCGGAGCGUGCUAACAGGGCUCGUCGUCAAAGGGAAAGCGGUUGGAGACACCCCCAGGGAAGCAAUCCAGGUAACCUCUCCGGAGAUAUUAUUCGCUUCCCAGCAGGAGGAAUUGGCAGCUGAAAGAUAAUUCAACCCUUUUCCCGACUCCUGGCACAAUGGGGAAGCCAGCUCUGGGCCGGCAGCAGUGAGGUGAGCACUCCUGCUGUGCUUCCUGGGCUUCAGGGUCUCAUAAAGUAACAUUUUAUCACAGAACACAAAGCAGCAGCUCAUUACCAAGUUUCUUUCUAAGUUCUGUCCUUCAGCUUCUUCUCAAGUAUGAAGUGACUGCCUGUGGCUUUCUGCCUUAGGGACCAAGAGAGAAUGCUCCAAUGGGCAGGUUCCAGAAAUUCAUUUUACUUCCUCUCUUCUUUACUGCCUUGCUACCAGGUCUGGGCUUUUGUUACUCUAUUAUACAGGGCCCUACUAAUGCAACAGUCCUUGCUGGUUCAGAAGCUCGGUUUAGUUGCACUGUGUCAUUAGACUGGGUAAUUCUCAUUUGGCUGUCCAAUGGGAGUCCUGUCCUCACUGUCACCAGUGCUCAAGGAGCUAUUGGAUCAUCAGACCGCUUUACCUCUCAAAAUUAUACCAGUAGCAAUGGGGUUACCUUGGAGUUGAUCAUCCACAACGCCCAGCUGAGUGACUCUGGAAAAAUUGAAUGUAGUAUCCAGCAAUUUGGUGAGAGCAGAUUUGCAUUUCUUUCUGUUCAAGUUAAUGGAUCUUUAUUCAUCAAAAAUAGCACCUUAACAGUAAAAGAGAACCAAACAGUUGAAAUUGUUUGUGAAGCCUUAGGAUGGGCUCCAGUUCCAGACAUUACCUGGAUGACAAAUGACUCUUUCAUUGAUAAGUCAAGCUAUGUUACUCAGGAAAGUCAAGGAUCUAAUGGCCUCCACAAUGCUCUGAGCAUCCUAACUUUGACUCCGACGGACACUGAGAUUUUGACUUGUUUAGCUGACAUAGAAGCACUCCCUAACCCUCAGAAUGCAACUGUAGCUGUUAUUUUUGACAGCUCUGCUAUAGAAAAUGCUUACAGUGAAGACAACAAAAACACAUGGGUGGUUGUGGUUGCAGUUGUGCUUUCAUUUCUUGGUGUCGUUCUUCUGAUAGUUAUCAUUGCAGUCAUCGUACGCUACUGCUGUCUAAAGAAGAAAGGAUCUGCUUAUCAAGAUGAAAUAAGAAAAGUUUCAGCUGAGAAGAAAAAAGCUGGUGAUUUGGAAAACAGGCAAAGGCAUGGUAGUGAAAAUCAGGGAUACAUCCCAGAGGAACGGUGGAACACAGAACAAACCCCAGGAAUCGCCUCUCUUCCCCCAAUGUCUUCAAAGUUCACUGUUCCUGCUGCAAAUUUAUAUGCCAGUUCUGUACCAAAGGUGCGACCUCAAAGACGUACUGAGUACCUGCUCAGCCCAAAGAAGAUUAGAAACGUGACACUUGUUUAGGAUGAGCUUCUCCAGGAAAUUUCUCUAUCAGUUGCACUUUAUGCUUUUGGAUGGCUUCCCGCAACAGAGAAAGGUUAACUCUGGCUCUCACACGUUAAGCUACAAGUUAUUCUUCUUUUUUUCUCCUCAUGUAAUGAAAUAAAAUUGCAACCUUUAUAAUGUGACAUAUGAUAUCUCAGCGAAAUAAUGGACAUAAAUUACAGCCUUAACUUCAGAGACAAUUAAUUUUAUGGGACUCUGCAAGAACAAGAAUCCGUGCUUUGGGUGCCAAGGAAAUCGGAAAAACUUCUAUGUUAGGUUAUCCACUGCAAGAUCAAGGAUUGGAACUGCAAGAGUUUUAUUGGUUCAGAAGAACUCAUCAAUAAUAAUACUGCUUAAUACAAUAGCUAUUACUUUGAAUGUACUUUAUGUACUGCAGAGGAUCAUUUGGAGCUUAUAGAUCAACACAGUUUUCCCAUUUCUGUUCUGUAAUAAAAUGAAGGGAAGUUUUCCUGAAGGGCUGUUAAAAAAUUUCUAACAAAACUGUGUUUGCACCAGAAAUGAAUUUGUUUCAGUGUAUUAUUAAAUAUGUGUAAAAAAUAUUUGUCUUGAAUCAAGUUUUAAAUAAAAGCCAGUCA